Cynara cardunculus var. scolymus (artichoke) is the source of this 2211-nucleotide messenger RNA. Its product is annotated as L-type lectin-domain containing receptor kinase V.9-like. Bases 105 to 2132 code for a protein of 675 amino acids. Gene Ontology annotation, biological process: protein phosphorylation. The record is from RefSeq and is a predicted model, not a curated record. Gene Ontology annotation, molecular function: ATP binding; protein kinase activity; carbohydrate binding. Gene Ontology annotation, cellular component: plasma membrane. The transcript has a single exon. NCBI's taxonomy places the organism in Eukaryota, Viridiplantae, Streptophyta, Magnoliopsida, Asterales, Asteraceae.
CGGAAAGAUUCCUCUAGUCAAACCACUUCCACCAGCCGAUCACCAAAAACACCCAAUAAUCUCAACUUUCCCAGUUUUCAAGAACCAGAUUCAAUCCUUCAUCUAUGAUCUUGAUCCAACCCCAUCUUCUACUGCUGCUUCUGGUCGCCGGAGCAGUAGGAUCAUCCACCGUUUCUGCAGAUGAUGAUGGUUUCUCCUUUAUUCUCCAUGAUUCAGAGCUCGAUGGUGUACGAGAAAUCCAGCCAGAUGGUCGGGUUGUUCACGAUAACGAAACCCAGAUGUUCGGUGUCGGUCAUACCUUCUAUUCUCGUCCCUUCCGAUUCAAAAACUCCACCGCCGGUGACGCUUUCUCGUUCUCAACUUCUUUUGUCUUCGGAAUCGUGCCGGAGAAUCCUCUCUACACCUUCCACGGGAUGACUUUUGCGAUUGCUCCGUCGAAACAAGUGAUUGACGCCGCAUCUUCUCAGCAUCUUGGCCUAUUCAACCGGACCAACGACGGAAACCUCUCAAAUCACGUCGUCGCCAUCGAACUCGACACUUUCAGAAACUUAGAACUUGGGGACAUGGAUGGAAAUCAUGUGGGUCUCGAUAUAAACAGUGUGGUAUCGGUUUUUGCUGUUUCAGCCGGCUAUUACAAAGACGAUGAUGGGAAGUUUGAGAACAUAACUCUAUCGAGUUCGCAAGAAAUUCGAGCUUGGGUAGAUUACGAUGGCGUCAAAAAGCAACUAGAUAUAACUUUAGCUCCUUUGAAACUCAAAAAGCCUCUUCGACCUCUCGUUUCUUGGAAAAAAGAUCUGUCGCCAUUUUUAUUGCAAGAUAUGUAUGUUGGGUUCACUUCAGCAACUGGGGUUCUUAAACAAACGUUUUAUGUCGUCGGUUGGAGCUUUCAGAUGAAUGGUGAAGCUCAAGAACUCGAUAUCUCCAAGAUCCCACCUUUACCUCUUAAGAAAAAAUCGACCAGAAAGAAACGAUUGAUUCUGGCAAUUGGGCUAUCUGUAGGUGGAUUACUGGUUCUAUCAUCGGUCACCAUUGUCACCAUAGUUAUGUUUCAAAUAAGAAAACGAAAAUACGCAGAAGUUCUUGAAGGUUGGGAGGUUCAAUAUGGACCUCAUAGGUUUUCCUACAAGGAUUUGUAUACAGCCACGAAAGGGUUUAAAGAAAGUGAGCUUCUUGGAAAAGGAGGGUUUGGCCAGGUUUAUAAAGGAACUUUGCCGGAGUUAGGAGCUCCGGUGGCCGUGAAGAAAAUCUGGCAUGAAUCCGGUCAAGGAAUGAAGGAAUUCGUGGCGGAGAUCGCCACUAUCGGCCGGCUGCGCCACCCAAAUUUGGUUAGACUUCUUGGAUAUUGCCGGCGAAAAGGCGAACUGUUUCUUGUAUACGAUUACAUGCCGAAUGCUAGUUUAGAUAACUUUUUAUUCAAUUCGAAACCCGAAUCGAGUUUAACUUGGAAUCAACGGCUUAAAAUCAUCAUAGAUGUAGCAGAAGCAUUAGCAUAUUUGCACGAAGAAUGGGUGGAAGUUAUAAUCCAUCGGGAUAUCAAAGCCAGCAAUGUGUUAUUAGACGCUGAAUUGAACGCAAAGUUGGGCGAUUUCGGGCUCGCAAGAUUCGGCAACAACGGAAACGAUGCGAAAACCACCCAUUUGGCCGGAACUUUGGGAUACAUAGCACCUGAGCUCGCUAGAAAAGGGAAAGCAACCACCGCCACCGACAUUUUCGCUUUCGGUGCUUUUUGUUUGGAGGUGGCUUGUGGGCGGCGGCCGGUGGAGCUGCAAGGGCGGCAGGAUGCGGUGAUCUUGGUGGAGUGGGUGAUGGAGUGUUGGUUUAAGGAGGAGCUUUUGAAAGCUGUUGAUCCCAAACUGAUGAACGAGUUCGAUAGAGAAGAAAUGGAGAUGGUUUUGAAGGUGGGUUUGCUUUGUUCGCACAGUGUGCCGGCGGUGAGGCCAAGCAUGUCGCAAAUCUUGCAGUUUCUCAGAAAAAGUUCACCGUUGCCGAAGGAUUUGGACAGUGUGUUGGAGAUCAGAGAGGAUUAUUCUGGUCGACUUGGGGAUGCGUCCACGAGUACUUACUUCUCGCAAAUCCAGUACGCGACGGCAUCGGCGCCGAUCACGGAAGCAUUCAUCUCCGUCGGCCGUUGAUCGGAGCAAAGAUGGAAUGCACCGCUGGAACAAAAAUGUAUUUAAUUCAUUUCUUUAUUUCUUUCAUACUUUUUAAACC